This is a messenger RNA of Linum tenue, 879 nucleotides long. The record is from the annotation of a GenBank genome assembly. Lineage: Eukaryota; Viridiplantae; Streptophyta; Magnoliopsida; Malpighiales; Linaceae.
UUGCAUGCAUGGUUGCAGUUAUACAUCGUGUACAUGGGCGACCGCCCUAAAGCCGAUGCUCCACCUUCCGCACUCCACCGCAGCUUGCUCCACCGCGCCACCGGCAGCCUAAGACUCGCGGCAGAUUCCUUGGUCUACAGCUACCACAGGAGCUUCAACGGCUUUGCUGCCAAGCUGACUGAGUCCCAGAAGGACAAACUAGCCGGGUACAAAGAUGUGGUGUCUGUGUUCCCUAGUGAGAUGAAAAAACUCCACACGACAAGAUCAUGGGACUAUCUGGGUUUCCCCCAAAACGUCACAAGAGCAACCGUGGAGAGCGACAUCAUCAUCGGAAUGCUCGACACCGGAAUUUGGCCCGAGUCCCAAAGCUUCAACGAUUCAGGCCACGGGACCCACACAGCAUCCACCGCAGCCGGCAGUACGGUGACACCCGCCAGCCUCCUCGGCAUCGCCUCCGGGACGGCCCGAGGAGGCGUGCCCUCCGCUCGAAUCGCCGUUUACAAGAUCUGCUGGGCCGGCGGCUGCUCCGACGCCGACAUUCUAGCAGCGUUCGACGACGCCAUCGCCGACGGAGUCGACGUAAUCUCGCUCUCGGUUGGUGGUUCCGCAAAGGAUUAUUUUGAGGACUCCAUUGCUAUUGGAGCUUUCCAUUCCAUGAAGAAUGGAAUUCUCACUUCCAACUCAGCUGGCAACGAAGGCCCCGGUCUUAAAACGAUCUCCAAUUGCUCUCCUUGGUCGCUCUCUGUGGCUGCUAGCUCCACUGACAGGAAGUUCGAAACUAAUGUGAAGUUGGGUAACGGCAAGGUUAUCACGGUGAGAUGGCGGAAUCGUGUUGGUUAUGGUUUUGAUCUGGUUUUUUGUUUUUUGCUGGGUUUCUGA